AUGCCGCCGCAGCAAGAGGGCGAGACGGGCUACAUCAGCAAGCCGCUGCCGGGCGGCUGCGACGUGCCCCCGGUGCCGCCGCGGAGGGUCCGCAGCAGCCGGGCAGCGGCGCUGGGGGCCGCGCUGGGGAGCCGCUGCCGGGCCGGGGCGGGCGGCGGCGGCGGGACUGGCGGCGGCGGCGGAGCCGAGCCUCGCCGCAGCAUCAAGUGCGUGCUGGUGGGAGACGGCGCGGUGGGCAAGACCAGCCUGGUGGUGAGCUACACCACCAACGGCUACCCCACGGAGUACAUCCCCACCGCCUUCGACAAUUUCUCAGGUAAGGGGGCGGCGGAAGAGGGCUCCCCUCGGAGGCUGCCGAGGAAGCACUUCCCCUCGGGGCAGCAGGGUCGCGGCGAGGCGCCCCCACCAGCCUGCGAUCCGGCUGGGCAGGCGCGUUUCGCCCUCGGAGCGCCGCGUGGACUCUGGCUUCUCUUUCAAUCGCCGUCCAUUUCUAGCCUUGAGACUCAAAAAGGGGGCGGCUCCCCUCCUUGGGAAGUUCGCGAGGAAGAGCUGCGUUGCUCUUUGAGCUCCAGGUGGAUGCAGGUAGAAAGGAGGGGCCGAAAGAGGAUCCCCCCUCCUCCACGUCCGAAUAUAUUGGGAAAGGAUCAGUCUUAUGGUCAGGGGACCAAACGGGUUAGAUUAAGCCUCUUUCCUCGGGAGGAUCGUCUAAUAGAGAAAGCAGCUCCGAGAGAUACGUGGAAAAGAAACUCUUCUUUCUUUUUUUUUCGCAUGCCCGUUCCAGAGGGCCCGAACUGAAGAAGUGCCCCCCCAUUAACCGAAUUAUUCGUAUUUAGUUGUAUAUAACACGCGCCGUUUAAAAUGCAGGCGUGCUGUGCUUCCUCUGGAAUACGCCCCCUCUUUUUUUGCAAGGUUGAAAGGCUCUUACAAAUCUUGACCUGGACUUCGAAACAACCGAGGUCAAGGGUGAUUGUAACUCAGCGGUGCAACAUUGACUUUUCACGCAGAGGGUCCCUGAUUCAAUCUCUUAAGGCCCAGAUAGGCCCACAUUUGACAUUCUGGAGACCCGCAGCUGGCUGGAGCAAUGGUCUGACUCUGUACAAGCGAUUUUUACUUGGAGUUAAGUUCCACUGUGUUAAAUGAGGCUGACACAUGCAUACGCCUUAAUGUACUUGUUUGCUUCUGAGUUUUGAAGCCUCCACCAUUUACAACAGUAUUUUCCAUGCCGUUUCCAGCUGUGAGGGUUAGGAACUUGGUAACAACUAAAAACAGGAUUCUUUGAGUUCUAACUAGUUCUUAUGGGGGCAACCUGUAGUGGGUGGGUGUAUAUAUAAACAUGCCUUUCUAUGGCAGAUAUUCAUAUUUCAGGGCAAAGUACUUUUAUUGCCAAGGGCUCCUGUGGGUCUGAUUUACCCCGGGCUCAGGCGCUAUGCUGAGUGUGCUGUGCCCACACAGAUAAUUCUGUUCUUUAUUUUCCCAAAACGUCACACUUUCCUAUCAUCUUGCAAAUCCUCUUGGCUGUCUCAUAAUCCUUAUCCCUUUAGUUAGGUUCAGAAGGGGGAAACGUAAGCCCUUGUCCAGUCCCCUCCCCCACCUUCUAUUAGUUUAAAUCUCCAUUGAUUUUCGGGGGGGGGGGGGCAGGGAACAGCGUGGAGAGAUGGCUUUCUGCGGUUUGCCGUGUGAAUUGUUGUAAUUAAAUAGCCCCUGUCAAUCUUCCCAGUUUUUAAUAAGGUUUCUGGGUGUUGAGUGGAAGCUGCUGGGUCAUCAGUCCUGGCUUAACUCCUUCGGGGAUAGAUACGAAUCUGGGAGCUGCUUCACAUUUUUACAGAAAAGAGGUGUCCCCGUGCAUUUCUGUGCUGGCUGUGUCUCUUCUCCAACAUCUGAAGGGCAUUUUCAUGUCUGGGAACAUGUGAUAAACACGCACCUACUGUUGGGAGUUUCAGUCAUAUGUGGUUUGUGUAUGUACACUGUCCAGAUAUUCAAAUGCCCUUCACACAGAAAACACACUGCUGACCUGCUGUGGAAAUGCUGGGGUCUUCUUCGUUGUUUGCCGCUGUAUUGUGGCCUUUGUCCUUUGUGGUGAAACAUUCUCAUUUUGAAGAACAGGCUCUUACAACCUCAUGUCACCAAAGGUGCUCUCCCUGUCCUUUGCACCAGCUUAGACCUGAGCAACCCAGCCCUCUGCAGCAGGUAUACUUGGGAGUAAGUUCCAUAGAGUUCAAAGGGAGUUAGGUGUGCUCAGCUGCUUCCACAGCAGUACAGUUUAGAGACUUUAGAGAGCCACUCCUUCCUGGAGCACGUUACUGCCUCACAUUAAACUGUAAGCGGUUUUGCUUUGCAGCAAGCAAAUACCUGAAGGGCACAGUUUUUCUGCAGUAUUGAAAAUUGAUGUAGCAAAAGAAAGUGACAAAAGCAAUAAAUCUGCAACCAUUUUGGGGGAGGGGAUUAAACCAAGCAAAGCCCACCCCCUCAAUUAAAAAAUAGCAUAUUGUGCUUAAACAGGGAAGCGAUGGUAACAAUGGCCUGUGAUUACACGUGGUUCUUUAUCAAGCUAGUUCUUUUCUGAGGGUGGAAUUAUAAAUCCUCUAGUCAGAGCUGAAAGGGAUGCAAAAAGAGCAGCAGCUUCGCAAGGGAUGUGUCAAUAUUUGCAUUGUCUUUUCUGCUUUAAAGCAACGAGGGGUUGGGGCCUCCUUUGUGCCAGGACUUUGGGGGGGGGGCGAGAAGUGACAAGAAAAUCAAUCCUCAAGCAAGUUGAAGGGAAUGGGAUACAAAACUGCCUGAGUGUUUGGGGACAGCUCUCUUCUUUCUUUUGCAUCAUUCAGUGAUUUUGCUACUUAGCCCAUUGGGAGUGUACCAAAUUUUUAAAGUCCUGAAGGGCUUGGGUAGGCCUCAGAGUUGGGACUGAGGCGGCUUUUGAGCUCCUUAAAUCACAACCGGUUCAAAUAAAUACGAGGAAACACCUACCGGUAAUUCUUCAUGAGUGGAUGAAAGUUUCACUGACUCUUCCCUCCCCUUCCAUUUCAGCUGUUGUAUCCGUUGAUGGCCGGCCAGUGAGGCUCCAGCUCUGUGACACAGCUGGCCAGGUCAGUAAAACUACUUACUUACUUGAGUGGAAGGGUGGCCUAACCUGGGGCAGAGGGAGGAAAGGGGAGGAAGAAAGAGCUAAGACCCUUUUUGGGUGGCGUGGUGUGGGCUCUGCAUUGUCACUUCUUCUCAGGCUGCUUCCCUGGGUGACAUGAGAAGGCUGGGAGGAGGCAGCAGGAGCCCAAAGGCAGGUCCUCCCCACACCGGGAGUAUCCCAGCUUCCCCAGGCUUGAUGCUUUGUGUGGGGAAGGGCUGCAGCAUGGCCUUGUCCCAGGUGGCUUCUCAGUUACCUUGAGGGCAUGGGAAGGAGCAGCCCUGCAACAGCUCCCUUGUUGCCAGAGUAAUGUGAGUAACAGGACUACAUAGGAAGGACCGGCUACUGUGGGAGGAGAAAUACUUCCUGCUUUGAUUUGCGGUAGGAGUAUUCUUCUGUUGUGCAAAGGUGGGUGGUGAUGAGUCACCCACGUGUGAAACAAAAGCACAUGUUUACAUGUGAAUUUGCAAGCAGCCCACUACCUGAUUUGCAAUGGAUGGCUCAAAAAGACAAAAAUAUGCUGCACUACACAUUGUGACGCAUGGGAGUUUUCCCUUUACAAGCUCUCUGAGUGCAUUUUCAUAGAGUGGUUGCUUCUAACACACAAUGCAUAUGGGGACUUCCUGUUUCCUGCUGGCUGAUACUGGGUAAUCCAGCAGUUGGCAGCAUAUGAGCUGUGGGCACCUAGUGGCUGUCUACUCCAUCUUGUUGUGGAGGGCCUUUUGGAGCCAUGAUUGCUCGUGACAUCUUUGUCCUAGAUCCAUUGUUCCCGUGGCCUGUUAGCUGUAGAUAAGAGAUGGAAAAAGAGCCUCGAUAAUCUAGGGCUUUCUUUCGCCCUCCUAAUUCAUCUCAAUCUCUGAAUCCGCUCCUCAAUUCUACUCCUUGUGGGAACGCAUUCCAGUUUUAAGCAACACAAUGACAUCAAUGCGACAAUUACUAUGAGGACAUGCAAACAAGCUCUAAUUGUGCAAAUAUUUGUAACCGCGGCCCACAGCUUCAGUGCGGUACAGCAUGCUUCAGUUCAAACUCUGCCUCCGAAGCUAAGUGACAGGAGUCUUUGGCUCUAGCCUUGCUUCCUAAGGGGCUUAAAUCUGGAAAACAAAUGAGCUCAUGAACCCAGUGUCCCUGACUCUUGCCCUGUAAACCUCAGUCUUCUUUUGCAAGUACUCCUGAAAAGAAGUGUAUUCAAGUGGAAGGGGGCUUGUAGUAAUUUCUUUAGAUGUAUUUUGAAGAACUGCACGUCUGUGUUCCUUCAAAAAUGUUCUAAGUAAGAACCUCUGACCCCUUGCAAGUUAAGAUGCAUGUUUCAGUUUGGCAACAAAACAUUGGCACUGGAGGUGCAUCUCGGACUGUGUUUGCUCUUCGCUCUUCUUAAUUUAAAACCCCUGGAAGCAUGCUGUAUUUUAAUUAAAAUGCUACCACAACUGAGGCGAAUUGUAUUGGUUUGGGAGGCCGGUGAUGUUGUGCUUUUGUCCUGUCAGCAAGAAGGAAAGGUUGGGUGCAGGCAAGGAGUUGGUUUGCUUCCCCCAGCUGCAGCUCUUGAAGCCUCUGGGCCUAAUAAAAGAUUUGGUUAGCCAGUAAGUGUAGUGGUGUUUUUCCCCGUGUGUGUGUGUGUUGCAAACAUUCUCGGCAUGAGGCCUCAAUCCAGAUCAGGAGUCCUUUUUAUGGGGUUCUGAAUCAGGACAGGGAAUGAAGGAUUUUUUAAAAAAUCAAACCCACACUAGGAUCUAGAACAGUCCCACUGGCAAUUUUUUUAAAAACAUACACAAAACCCUACACUUAAACAAAAUAAAAAAAUUCCUUCCAGUAGCACCUUAUAGACUAAUUAAGUUUGUUAUUGGUAUGAAUUUUUGUGUGCAUGCACACUUCACACGAAAGCUCAUACCAAUAACAAACUUAGUUGGUCUCUAAGGUGCUACUGGAAGGAUUUUUUUUAUUUUGUUUCGACUACGGCAGACCAACAUGGCUACCUACCUGUAACCCUACACUUAAAGACACAGCUGCAUAACUAAGCUGAUUUUCAUGAGUGGUAUGUGGCAACUUUCCUCCCAACGAUUAUAUUUUCAUGUAAGAGUUAGUCGAAUCUUUAGUGGUGCAGAAGUGACAUAUACUGCCGUGAUCUGAAACAGGAUCUGGAAGGUCGCUCCUUUGUUAGGCUCUCCCUGCAACAGACUAUAAACUGCGAAGGACCAGAACACUCUGAUCAUCACACAGGAUCCACAAAUCAGAAAAUCAUACCCCAUGGCAAAAUCAGUUUUGCUGCAUAGAAAGAGCUACAAAAGGGCACAUAGCAUGGAGGUUGAGUGGGGAGGGAGGCAGCACAUUGGGAAAUGUGAAUGUAAAGGUGUUCUUUAUUCAUGGCACCAGAAGUGUGUCAAGUGUAGAUCAUGAAAAUUGGAUGACAACAAUAAAUAUGAACCUAGAACAGCAGGCCUCUGAAGGGCUAUAUUAAAUCAUGAAUCCUUCCAGAGGAACACGUUAUAUGACAGUGUGGUGCUAAAUCCCUCGCACCUUCCUGUAUCAAGCUUUGCCUGGAUUUAGUGUGAAAUCUCUCAUCAACUGUGUCUUGAUCAUCUGAAUUCCUCAGUUGUCCAGAUCCAUUGCUUUCCCCUGCUCAGUCAAUAUACCAUUCGGAUAAACCAAAUCAAAAUAAGAAACACAUUGAAAUAGGAAGCAAGCAAACAAUAUUCAGGGUCUGUUCACGUUACCACUCACUCUGCAUGCAGUGCUAUCUUACUGCUGGCUUUAGAAGCUGCAUUCAUAGGACCAUUAGACACAAACCAUAUUGAUCUUGUAAGUUAAUUGACAAACACUGCUGCUUGAUGUGUUCUUUUCCUCAAACCAGCUUCCAUACAACUAGAAAACUGGAUGCAGAGUAAGUGCCAAUGUGAACAUGCCCUAGCAGCCAUCGUGCAUAUCGUGCAUGUGCAGGAGAGAGAGCUUAAUGAAUAAGAGUUCUGGGGACAGGGGGAGGCAGUUGUGGGGGCAAGGAAACAAAAAGACAUAGUGCAUGUUGGGUGGAGGCAUCCCUGCCGUCUUUCUGAUGUGAACAAAACCAUGCGAAUAGGGCUUAAAAUGCAGGUUGGUGGGGGAAUUACCUCCCUGUAUUUCAAGCUGCGAAUGUAAACGUAGACUGCAUUGCAUAAUGCUGAAAGAGGUCAAAAGGCGCUCUUCUAGACUAUGCAAAGCAUUCUGGCACAGGCCAGCCUGAUCCAUCCAUACCACAGCCUCAGCCCAAGCUGAGAGUAGGUACCCACAGAGCAAGGAAGCCUGGGAUUACUCAGACAAGGUUCCAAGCCCCGUAGCAGGAAGCAGCCUGUUUACAAAUUUAGUGUUAAUAGAUAACCUGAUUGACUAGGGGAGUCCUAAACAAAAAAACCCCAUCCACACUGUUCCCAUAUUCGGGGGAAGGGGGCAGCAAGCCCUUCCUAACACCACAGAGCCCAAAGGACCAGGACAAAUAGCCAGAAAUACCUGUGCAGCUGUCUUUUGAACUUUGAACUCUUACUUCCCCAGAAUAUUCCUGAGUGUUUUACACUUCUCCGAAUUAAGUGUUACUCUAAUAUCAAUUUGAAGACUGUGGUUGCAAAAUUGGUACAACACAGUUAGGUUGGAAAUCAGAUCACUGUGCUACUUUCUGUGGGACGUCUGCAGCAUCUUAAAGUAAAUAAGUCAAGAUCUUUUAGUUUCUGCUUACGGGAGAAAUUCCCCAUUUCUUUCCUGUAGUAGUUCCUUGUAGCUGGUUUACUCUGAGCUAAACCUAAUUAACCAUUGGUGAGAAUCUUAUCAAUGGGCUUAAGCAGAGGUACAAAAACCCAGUCUCUUGGUAUGCACUGGAGCCCGAAAACUGCCCACUGACACCUGGUGAGGUUCAGAGUUCAAGAAGUGCUGCUGUUAUUCACUUCGGUCCCUAGAAAAUCUCACUGUCUCAUGUUUUGGGGCAAAGUCACUUCUAGUUUAAAUUUACCUAACUCUUUGUGGCCAAGUAUGUCAGAUUGGAUCUCUGCAUUGCCUCAUGCAUCUGAGAACUGCCUUUUCCCUUUUACAACUGCUCACACUGGCAGUUCAUAGCCAUCUUGUGAUUAGACAAGAUCCAGAGAUCAGGUUCUGCAUGACUCUUUUCCAGCUGCCAAAUCUCCAGGUGGCAAUUUUCUUUCCUUUUGCUUAGGUUUGUGUUAAUUCCAUUUAUUUCCCUUUGUGUUGCACCAGUUCAGGUGGCUAUCCCAUUCAUCCUGCAUGAGUUCUCAUCAAUCCAUCUGGUAUUUACAGUGCCUCCUAAGUUAGUGCCAUCUGCAAGUUUCAUCUACGUGCUCCCACUUCCCUUCCAGGGUCACUAAUGAAAAUAGUUAUAUGAAACAAAACCCAAUAGUAAUCUCUGAGGAAUUCCACUAGGAAAGGGGUAAAAGCUGUCUUUUUAGCAAAGCCUUUCCUUUGGUUCAAUUCAGUUUCCCAUUUGCUUGUCAGUUUUUGCCGGAUGCGUGGCCUGCCUUUAUUGCAUCAUCACUCCUGUAUGGCUAUGCAUUCAGCAGAAUCAUCUGGGACAGCCUUAUAGGACCCUGCCACUUCCUAAUGCAGGAGGUGGAUCAUAAAAAGGACAUGUCCCAUGUCAAAAACUCCUUUGCUUGUCAGGGGAAUGUGGAGGCUAGCCUAGUCUUUGCCCUGAUUUGCUGGGUUUAUGAGGAUUUUUAAAAAUGGGGUAGCAUUCAAACAUGCAAUCCCUUGCAGUAUCAUACAGUGGGUGCAGUCCCAGGAGAGCUAUAUCCCAGCAUUUCCCUGAAAGCUCUGAUCUGUAAAUUCAGCUGCAGCCCUAUUUAGAAGUUGCAAAGAAGGGGAAGAGGCAACAGAGAGGAUGUAGGGUUUGUGCAGGAAUUCCUAGGUAUGUGGGGUGAUUUCUUAAGCAGUUGGGGAGUUGGAGCAAAACUCUCCCUCACCUUGAACCAUGGAACUUUGAAAGGCUUUUUGUGGCUGAGCAAACGGUCUCUCAACAUUCACGCUUCUUUUCCCCAUUUUCCCCCAGGAUGAAUUUGACAAGCUCCGGCCCCUGUGCUACACCAACACAGACAUCUUCCUGCUGUGCUUCAGCGUGGUGAGCCCUUCCUCUUUCCAGAACGUGAACGAGAAGUGGGUUCCUGAAAUCCGAUGCCACUGCCCCAAAGCACCCAUUAUCCUCGUUGGGACACAAUCGGACCUCCGGGAGGACGUCAAGGUCCUCAUUGAGCUGGACAAAUGCAAAGAGAAGCCCGUGGCGGAGGAGGCCGCGAGGCUCUGUGCCGAGGAAAUAAAAGCCGCCUCUUACAUCGAGUGCUCCGCUUUGACUCAGAAAAACCUCAAAGAAGUCUUUGAUGCAGCCAUUGUUGCUGGCAUUCAGUACUCGGAUACUCAGCAGCAGCCAAAGAAAUCGAAAAGCCGGACUCCAGACAAAAUGAAAAACCUCUCCAAAUCCUGGUGGAAAAAGUAUUGCUGUUUUGUAUAG
Molecule: messenger RNA, 8588 nt
Organism: Podarcis lilfordi (Lilford's wall lizard)
Lineage: Eukaryota; Metazoa; Chordata; Lepidosauria; Squamata; Lacertidae
Source: the annotation of a GenBank genome assembly